Rhizophagus irregularis DAOM 181602=DAOM 197198 is the source of this 1302-nucleotide messenger RNA. RefSeq lists its product as uncharacterized. NCBI's taxonomy places the organism in Eukaryota, Fungi, Glomeromycota, Glomeromycetes, Glomerales, Glomeraceae. The record is from RefSeq and is a predicted model, not a curated record.
AUUUCUUUCUUCAAUACUAUUAAUUAUUGUCAGAUUUAUUGGAUUUAUUCUCUCAACCUUGUGAAAUUUUAUAUAGAUCAUUAAAAGUUAAACAUCAUUAGAUUUUCAAUUAUUGGAAGGAUGAUUAUAUUUACAUGUAUUAUUACUGUUCUUUCAAUCUUCGUAUGGGCCAGAAGACGGCAAGUAAGGAUGGAGAGACAAAAAAACGUUGCCAGAUCUGGUGAAAUACUUAUGGAAUUACUUGCUGAUGAUGAAGAUUGUAAAGAAUGGGUUGACAAUAGAAUCAAACAAUUAUACUCAAGCAUAUCUGAUGAAGAUAUUCGUAGUGGAAAUAUAUUUUUAAGAGAAUCUAAAGCUUUUGAUGUAACCUUCAAAUCAUCACAAGAGCUAAGAGAGAGAGUAGAUAUUAUGAAAAAUAAGAUAGACAAAAACUGUCCUCUUAGCAAAGAUAUAGUAAAUAAUGUUAGCAAUAAGCUUGGAAUAUAUUUGAAUUAUUCUUCAAAUGCUAUUGAAGGAUCAGCUCUUAGUUUACAGGAAACCGAACUUGUUCUUUUAUCAAAUGAACCUAUAAAAGCUAUACCAGGAAAUAUAAUAGAUGCUAUUGGUCAUCAACAUGCAUAUCAGGAACUUCUAAAAAUUGUAACCAAACCUCGUGAUAAUUUCAUUAUAGAAGAUAUUCUUAAUAUGCAUAAGUACGUUAUGCUGAACAGACCUGAUAUAGGAGGAAAAUUUCGUGAAGGUUUUGUGAGAAUCAAGAGAAGAAAAGUACUAACAGCUCAUCCUCUUGAAAUACCUACCUUAAUGGAUCAACUAAUAAAAUGGGUACAGUCUACUAAUGAUCACCCCUUAGAUAUGAUUGUAAAUUUUCAUGCAAGAUUUGUUCGAAUUCAUCCAUUUGAAGAUGGUAAUGGAAGGAUGGUAAGACUUUUGUGUUGUCUUUUUUCCAUGCAAUCUGGAUAUAGUGUACUUAGUUUUGAUGUCAAAAGAAAGAAUGAGUACUUUGAAUCCAUAAAGAAUUGGGAAGAUAAUAAUAAUUUAAAUUCAUUUGGUGAAUUUGUAUUUAAGGAAGUUGAAAGAACACUAUCUAUCUAUGAAAAGUCUAUUCUGUUUAGAAGUGCAUAUAUGGUUGAAUAGGUUUAUUAAAGAGAUAAAACAUAUUGGAGAACCUAUUAAAAUCAUUAUUGUCAAUGAGAAAAAAAAUGUUUUUAAGAGUUUUAGAAUUAGUGCAAAAAAAAUCAGUUAAAGAAUAAAUUAAUAUUGCAAGUAUUACAAUUUAUUAUUAUAAAAAUAUAUUAAAGACCU